Molecule: messenger RNA, 939 nt
Organism: Gasterosteus aculeatus aculeatus (three-spined stickleback)
Lineage: Eukaryota; Metazoa; Chordata; Actinopteri; Perciformes; Gasterosteidae
Product: olfactory receptor 11A1-like
Biological process (GO): G protein-coupled receptor signaling pathway; detection of chemical stimulus involved in sensory perception of smell
Cellular component (GO): membrane
Molecular function (GO): odorant binding; olfactory receptor activity; G protein-coupled receptor activity
Source: RefSeq, a predicted model, not a curated record
AUGGAUUAUAGAUCAAAUGUGACAUACAUCACUUUUGGUGGGCAUGUGGAAGUGCAUAAAUAUAGAUAUCUUUAUUUUGUGCUCAUGUUUACGGUGUAUAUUUUAGUAAUUAACAGUAACUUCACGAUUAUUGGCAUCAUAAUGUUUCACAAAAACCUGCAUGAGCCAAUGUACAUUUUCAUUGCAGCUUUGUUAAUCAACUCUGUUCUUUUCAGCACUGCUAUCUACCCAAAGCUUUUGAUUGACUUCUUAUCAGAAAAACAGAUCAUAUCUUAUCCAGCAUGUCUCUUCCAGUGGUUUUUAUAUUACUGGUUAGCCGUUUCAGAUUUCUUUCUCUUGUCGGUUAUGGCCUAUGACAGAUAUGUGUCUAUAUGUAACCCUCUGCAAUAUCCAAUCAUCAUGCAAAAAACAACUGUGAACGUUUUUCUUAUUUCCGCUUGGAUUCUGCCUGCUUGUUGGUUUUCAGUUGUAGUAUUACUAAGUGCUAAAAAAGAAAUCUGUCAGUUUCAUUUGAAAGGAAUACUUUGCAACAGCACAAUUCUAACACUUCACUGUGUGCGAUCAAGAAUUCUGAAUAUAUAUGGUUUGUUGAGUCUUGUUACUUUUUUAAUUCUCCCUUUGCUCUUCAUACUUUUCACAUACGGCAGGAUACUUGUAGUAUCGUAUCGAUGUAGAGGAGUCAGGAGUAGAGCUGCACAGACCUGUUUACCCCAUCUGCUGGUUCUAAUCAACUUUUCCUGUUCAAAUGCAUAUGAUGUACUUCUUCCUCGACUGGAACUCGAUUCUCCAAAAAUUGUACGUUUUAUUAUAACUGUACAAUUUGUAAUAUAUAGCCCUCUUUUUAAUCCAAUCAUUUAUGGACUAAAAAUGAGGAGAAUUAAUGAUCACCUUAAUAAGCUUCUAUUUAGAAUGUUGAGGGGUGUUCAUCUGCAAAAUUGA